Molecule: messenger RNA, 2541 nt
Organism: Athene cunicularia (burrowing owl)
Lineage: Eukaryota; Metazoa; Chordata; Aves; Strigiformes; Strigidae
Gene: CLDND1
Product: claudin domain containing 1
Exons: 5
Coding region: 262-1017 (251 amino acids)
Cellular component (GO): membrane
Source: RefSeq, a predicted model, not a curated record
UUUUUUUUAUGGGUUUAAAUAAUUUCAAAGUGAAAUUAUGACCUCAAACGGUUUGGUUUGCUUUCUGCUUCCAGAUCGCUUUUUGUGAACCGGUGGCGUUGGAGAACUUGAAUGAAUGGAACAGGGCAGAUGGGAAGUUUGUGUUUCAUGCUCUCGGCUGACCGCAAGACACCAACGACGCCGUGUCUUUGAAGUGACCUGGAAUCACUGGAGCUGUGUGUCCUGAGGGGCUCUGAGGACCUCUGAAGCAGCGAGGGCGCGAUGAUGGAUAACCGUUUUGCUACGGCGCUAGUGAUUGCUUGCGUGCUCAGCCUCAUCUCCACCAUCUAUAUGGCAGCUUCCAUCGGCACUGACUUUUGGUACGAAUACCACACCCUGUCCCCAGCUGAGAAUGUUAGUGAAGCUGGUAGGAGCAUCUGGGAGGAAUUUGUCAGCGAAGAGGCGGAUGAGAAGACCUACACGGACGCGCUCUUCCGCUGCAAUGGCACGGUUGGAUUGUGGCGGAGGUGUAUCACUGUACCCAAAAACUCUCACUGGUACAGCCCACCAGAAACUGAUAUGACUACAAACUGCAUCAGUUUUUCCCUCUCUGAUCAGUUCAUGGAGAAGUACAUAGAGCCUGGAAAUCACAAUAGUGGCACAGAUUUGAAUCGAACUUAUCUCUGGCGAUUACAGUUCCUCCUGCCCUUUGUCAGCCUUGGCCUCAUGUGCUUUGGGGCUCUGAUUGGGCUCUGUGCUUGUGCCUGCCGCAGCCUUUACCCUGCCAUUGCCACCGGAGUCCUCCAUUUCCUAGCAGGGCUUUGUACGCUGGGCCUGGUUGGCUGCUAUGUAGCUGGGAUUGAGCUGCUCCAUAAGAAGCUGCCCCUGCCUGAUGAUGUGAGGGGAGAAUUUGGCUGGUCCUUCUGCUUGGCCUGUGUCUCGGCACCUUUGCAGUUUAUGGCAGCUGCUCUCUUCAUCUGGGCAGCUCGCACCAACAGAAAGGAAUUCACUCUCCUGAAAGCCUACCGUGUAGCAUAAGUGCUGCUACUGAAGUAUUGCAUUUCCCUGUUAGAGCCUCUUCUCUCCCUAACCCUUACUACUUUUUUCUUUUAGUCAGAAUUUUACCCUGUACUGCGUGCUUCUUGCCAGCUGAGACUAUUUAGCCUGUAGGCGCUGAAGGCAAAGACCUCUGAGCUAAAUGACCCAACUGUGCCGGAAGUCUGUAGAACUUGAACAGGUUUUUUAAUUGGUUUGGGUUUUUUAAGAAUUAUUAUUAAUUCUUUUUUAAGCUUCAGUUGGUUGUUGACUGUCCCCUUGGUUAGAUGUACAUGCCCCCUCUUAAUUUUAUUACCCUGUCAGCCUGGAGGAAAUAGGAUUGGUGUUGUGGUGUGGAAGAGAGACAGAAAAAGGAAAGAUGCAGGUAGGCAAGAAGGAGAACUUUAGGGCACAGAUUAAUCAGGAGCUCUCUUCUGUGUGACCCAAGCAGGUAAUACCUACAGAGAGCCCCCAAGAGACAUGAGGGCACUCAGAAAUGUCUGUUAUGGAAAUAGAGUAGCUAAAUCAGUCCUGUAGCUUCGCUCUGGCUCUCUUCUCACUAGUUUGCUACUUUUUGUGGUGUCUGCCAAAAUUGAUGCAGGCAGAGCAGCUGGCUGUGGGCGGGCCUGCACAGCACACCAUCCCAAAGUGGGCUCUGUGCUUGCAUUUGCUGAGGAGUGGGAUAAGUUGGCCUCUGUGGAACUCUGGGCUGCUCUAGCUACACUGCUUCCAGGACUCAGGCUAGUUUGGUAUCUGCACUACAUGUGGUUGUGCACUCUAAUCUUAACUUGUGGUGCUUUUGCUUGCUGUGAAAUAAGACUUUUUCUCUCUCUGGUGUUGAAAAUGACCCUUUGUUUUAAUUUGGUUUAGUGUAUGUGUAUAUGUACAUAUAUAAACUUAGGGGCUUUUUUAAAGCUCACCUAUUUAUCCUAUAUAGCACACAACAGGGUUUUUUUAAAAGGUGCUGUUCUUUUCCCAUCUUGCCCAAAACCUAUGGUUUCAAUGAAAUAAUAAAAAAAAGCUCAUAAAUUCUCAGUGUUGUAUGAAUUGAUGGGAGGGUGAGGGAAUGGUCUAAAGCGAAUUUUAGUUGGGGAAAGAAAAGCCAGUGUCUAGAUUGUUCUCUGUUUUCAGGGAAAUGUCAUGAGAAACAAGGAUGUUUGGUUAGAUUUUUUUUUUUUAAUUCUUGGGCUCCUGCUAACUUUUAAAUUUUCUGCUCCUCAUCAUUGGGGGGCGCAACACCCCAUAAUUUCUGCUUAGUUCACAGCUUCUGCAUAUAUUUCUUCUAAACUCUGCAACUCUAGACAGACUGGGUGGCGUGUCUUAUCUAGAAAACAAUCUUUCAAGACUAAACUGUUUAAUUCUGAAGCCUUAACUCCCCUCGUUUCCUUACUCCAUGCUUAAUAGAAGUAUGUCUUAGAAGAAAUAAGUCCUGACAAAAUGAGUAAGUCUGAUGGUAGGGAUUCUGUGAGAUACUGUUGAAGAGAAUGACACAGAAUCAGGAAUUUUUGUCACAGCUGUUUGGUUUUU